AAGCUGACAAGAAGCAGACACCAUCUGAAGUUCUAUGCCUGCUGUGUUUCUCUUUGCUGCAACAAGAAGAGCCUUUCUUUUAACCUGGCUGCCUUUGGAUCAGUGACUCAGACAUAUUCAUGGCCUCUAAAGAUGCACAAAACCAAAGAAGCAGAAGUCUGCCUGGCUUUCUUCCUGGAGCUUCAGACCCAGAUCAUGGUCUUCACAUCUUACCUUCCAAUCCAGGGGACCAAGUAUGGCAGCGGGGUCCCCCUCCACCAGGGAAUCUCCCUCCUGGUCUAGAAUAUUUAAGCCAGUUAGACCUGAUAAUUAUACACCAGCAGGUGGAGCUUCUUGGAAUGAUACUAGGCACUGAGACCGCCAACAAAUAUGAGAUUAAAAACAGCCUGGGACAAAGAAUAUACUUUGCAGCGGAGGAAAGCAUCUGCUUCAACCGUACUUUCUGUUCCACUCUGCGAUCAUGCAUUCUGAAGAUCACCGAUAACUCAGGUCAAGAGGUGAUUACAGUCAACAGGCCCUUGAGGUGUAACAGCUGCUGGUGCCCUUGCUACCUACAAGAGUUAGAAAUCCAAGCCCCUCCUGGUUCUAUAGUUGGUUAUGUUGCACAGAAGUGGGACCCCUUUCUGCCUAAAUUCACAAUCCAAAAUGCAAACAAAGAAGAUAUUUUGAAAAUCGUUGGUCCUUGUGCAACAUGUGGCUGUUUUGGCGAUGUGGAUUUUGAGGUGAAGACCAUUAACGAAAAACUUACAAUUGGAAAGAUUUCCAAGUACUGGUCAGGCUUCGUGAAUGAUGUUUUCACCAAUGCUGACAACUUUGGGAUUCAUGUUCCUGCUGACCUCGAUGUGACAGUCAAAGCAGCCAUGAUUGGUGCUUGCUUUCUCUUUGAUUUUAUGUUCUUUGAACAUUCACUGGCUGGAUUAUAACAAGCAAGAUGACAAAAACAAUAAAAUAUGCAGAAUGUAUUUCAAAAUCCCCUGGGCUCUGGAUUUCAUUUCUGAAUGGUUUGACUAUUGGCUUUUUUCUCUUUUUGUAACAAAAUGUUAAUUACUAUAUUUAUUAAAGCAU
Molecule: messenger RNA, 1065 nt
Organism: Budorcas taxicolor (takin)
Lineage: Eukaryota; Metazoa; Chordata; Mammalia; Artiodactyla; Bovidae
Gene: PLSCR5
Product: phospholipid scramblase family member 5
Exons: 8
Coding region: 120-923 (267 amino acids)
Biological process (GO): plasma membrane phospholipid scrambling
Cellular component (GO): plasma membrane
Molecular function (GO): phospholipid scramblase activity
Source: RefSeq, a predicted model, not a curated record